Alternaria metachromatica is the source of this 738-nucleotide messenger RNA. RefSeq lists its product as uncharacterized. Lineage: Eukaryota; Fungi; Ascomycota; Dothideomycetes; Pleosporales; Pleosporaceae. Bases 1 to 738 code for a protein of 245 amino acids. The transcript has 2 exons. The record is from RefSeq and is a predicted model, not a curated record. Gene Ontology annotation, molecular function: protein binding.
AUGAAGCGCCCCAGUGAGGCUGCCCAAGAGCCCGUCUUCGUCAUCGUCGAAGUAGGCGACGCCAAAACCAGGUAUCACGUCCAUCGCUCCCUGCUCGUUGAGCACUCCGGGUACUUCAAGAAGGCCCUGAAUGGUCCCUGGAAAGAGGCACAAGACGGUGUCGUUAUACUGGAAGACGUUGAGUGCAGCACUUGUGAGGGGAAAACAUUUCGAAGUAUGCAUCACUCAACUAACGAGGCGAUAGUCAGCAUCUUUGUCGACUGGGUGUACUCGCAGAGGCUUCCAAAGAAUGAUGCUGCGUGGUGCGAUGAGGCGGACGAAGACAUAGGCAAGUCACAACUUGCACGUACCAAAGCUCUUGUUUUUGGAGACCGAAUGCUGUCUCCGGUGUUCCACAAGACGGUUCGCGACAGCUUGGUCGAACACAUUAUCGAAUGGGCUGUGUACUACAGGGCUGUCAUCUAUGCCUUUCUUAAUCUCCCCAAAGAUCACGCGAUCCUCGAUCUCUUUGUGGAGGUGCAUUGCCGGGAAUUUCAAGAUUCACUUGACACGGUUGGAAACGGUGAACUCGAGCUUCGAGCCAGUCUGCCACACGAUUUCCUCAUGCGCGUCAUCGUUCGUUACAGUCAGAUCGCCAAGUCAGUGCUACCGGAGGGCGAACUUAAGCCGUGCGAUUAUCACGGUCACGCGGAUGAAGAGGAGAAGAAGCAGUGCCAGGCGGAGGUGGAUAAGGACUGA